AUGGCUUCGAUUACACAGAUUAUCCUUCCUAGCUUCUCCAUACACCAUGGUUUCAACAAAGAACCCAGAAAUAGAUUACACGCAAUAGGACGGAGCUUAGGUCCUUCUGUGCUCCAAAACAAGCUGAGAUUGAGAGCUUGCUUGAUUGAGCAUAGACAGAGUCAGCGAGAGAGACGGCGAUUCAUGGGUCUGGGAGAAAUUGGAAUUCUGUCGACUGAGAAAGCUCUUGACCGGAAAAGACGAGUGGUUAAGGUUAGCGGUUUGAAGUUUAAUGGCGGAGAUAACAACGGAAAUGGGAGAAUCAUCGGAAAUCUUGCUCUGGCUAUUGGUUUGACUUAUCUCACUAUGACUGGUCAGCUUGGUUGGAUUUUGGAUGCUAUUGUCUCUGUCUGGCUGAUUGUGGUGAUUGUUCCAAUUUUGGGGUUGGGAGCAUUAUUUUGGUGGGCACAACGCGAUAUUGUCGUGAGCAGUUGUCCGAAUUGUGGAAACGAGUUUCAGAUAUUCAAGUCAACGUUGGAUGAUGAAGUACAGCUUUGCCCUUUCUGCACCCAGCCAUUCUCAGUGGUGGAUGAUAAGUUUGUCAAGGAAUCAGUGACAUUCUCAAACCAAACUACUUCUUUCGGACAAAACUCAAAUGGGUUUUCUUCUACACCUAAGAAAGGAAAGAGUUCCUCAUCAGCAGUGGUAGACAUAGAAGCAGAAGUAACAGAUGUAGACUGA
Messenger RNA from Microthlaspi erraticum, 720 nucleotides. The record is from the annotation of a GenBank genome assembly. Lineage: Eukaryota; Viridiplantae; Streptophyta; Magnoliopsida; Brassicales; Brassicaceae.